This is a messenger RNA of Dendroctonus ponderosae (mountain pine beetle), 2322 nucleotides long. It is a transcript of the gene Mer, whose product is annotated as merlin. Gene Ontology annotation, cellular component: adherens junction; cytoskeleton; plasma membrane. Bases 132 to 1979 code for a protein of 615 amino acids. The record is from RefSeq and is a predicted model, not a curated record. The transcript is spliced from 11 exons. Gene Ontology annotation, molecular function: actin binding; cell adhesion molecule binding. Lineage: Eukaryota; Metazoa; Arthropoda; Insecta; Coleoptera; Curculionidae. Gene Ontology annotation, biological process: regulation of cell shape; positive regulation of protein localization to early endosome; regulation of organelle assembly.
AGUCGAUGUUUGACACACAGACGACAGACUUUUGACAAUGACAUAUCAACAUGAGUAAUAUUACAACAAUUUGCAAGCAAACAAUAAAAAAUGCAAUUUCCCUUAAUUAAAACAGAGCAUUUUGGACAAUUAUGAUCGACAAGAUGACCCCGUUCCGUAGAAAGAAAAGUGGCAAGUCGUUUCCAGUGAAAGUGUGCACUCUGGAUGCAGAAUUGGAGUUCAAUCUGGAGUGGAGAGCCACUGGCAGAGACCUUUUCGAACUGGUAUGCCGCACAAUUGGCCUGCGAGAAACCUGGUACUUUGGGCUACAGUAUGAAGACUCCAAGGGCUUCAUUUCCUGGCUGAAGUUGGACAAAAAAGUGCAAGAUCAAAGCAUCCAAAAAAGCCACCAAACUGCCUCAUUCAUGUUCUUGGCCAAGUUCUACCCAGAGGAAGUGGCUGAGGAGUUGGUGCAAGAGGUCACUCAACACCUCUUUUUCCUGCAAGUGAAGCAAGCCAUUCUGUCCAUGGACAUUUACUGUCCCCCUGAGGCCUCAGUGUUGCUGGCCAGUUAUGCUGUGCAGGCCAAAUUUGGCGACUUUGAUGAAGACACCUACAAGCCGGGAAUGCUUGCCAGUGAAGAUCUCCUGCCCCAGAGAGUCAUCGAUCAGUAUCAAAUGACGCUGGAGAUGUGGGAGGAGAGGAUCCGGGUUUGGUACGCCGAUCAUCGCGGCAUGUCAAGGGACGAGGCCGAAAUGGAGUAUCUAAAAAUCGCCCAGGACUUGGAUAUGUAUGGAGUGAACUAUUUCAACAUUCAGAACAAAAAAGAGACUGAGUUAUGGCUGGGCGUGACGGCCCUCGGACUGAACAUUUACGAGAAGGAGAACAAGCUGCAACCAAAAACCACGUUCACGUGGAGCGAAAUAAGACACAUUAGUUUCGACGAUAAGAAAUUUAUCAUUAAGCCUGUAGAUAAGAAUUCACCCAACUUCGUAUUCUUUAGUCACAAAGUUAGAAUGAACAAACUGAUUUUAGACCUGUGCAUGGGCAACCACGAUCUCUUCAUGCGUAGGCGCAAACCUGACUCGAUGGAGCUGCAGCAGAUGAAAGCAGCCGCCAAGGAGGAGAAGCAAAGACGCCAAGUGCAGAGAAACCGGUUAGCCCGGGAAAAGCAGCUGCGCGAAGAAGCCGAACGAGACAGAGCCAACAUGGAGCAACGGUUGCUGCAAUACCAGGAAGAAAUCCGCUUGGCGAACGAAGCACUGAGGCGAUCCGAAGAGACGGCUGAUUUGCUGGCCGAGAAGAGCCGAGUGGCUGAAGAAGAAUCCACUCUGCUCAGCCAGAAAGCUGCUGAGGCCGAGCAGGAAAUCACCAGGCUGCGCCUGACUGCGAUGCGGAAAGACGAAGAAAAGGUGACGUUGGAGAGGAAAACUCGCGACGCCGAGUUGCUUACCGCCCGCCUGGUGGAGGAGUCCGAGCGCAGAGCGGCCGAGGCAAACAAGCUGAAAGACGAGCUGCUCAAAGCGCGGGCCGCCGAAAAGCAAGCCAAAGAAAAGCUGUUGGACUUUUUAAGCCGCAGCACCUUAUCAGGAUCCUCGCCCGUUUCUCCAAUCUCGUCUGUUACUACUUUAUAUUCCGCUCCUUUGUCGCCUACUACCAUGCACUCGGAGCUGUCGUUGUUGGAGAGCGAGACCAGCCCGUCGCCGGACUUCAACCUGAACAUCAACUCCUACGAUUUGAUCGCGCACGCCGACGCUGAACAGCUAUCUUUGGAAAUCGAAAAAGAACGGGUGGAGUACUUGGAGAAGUCCAAGCACCUGCAAAACCAGCUGAGGGAGCUGCGCACCGAAAUAGAGGUCCUGAAAGUGACGGAAAAGGCCUCCGAGUACGACCAGUUGCAUGAGGAGCAGGUGAAAUUGGGCGAGAACAAGUACUCGACGCUCAAGAAGAGCAAAAGCGGCAGCACCAAAAGUCGCGUGGCCUUCUUCGAGGAAUUAUAAACCCUGCUGCACUAUCUGGUAUAUGAUCGUUUCCAGGGACAGCAACUAACGCAAAACAGUGCCUUAUCAUUAGUAGUUAAACAGCUUAACGCGAGAGAUCGCGAGGUUCCAAUUUAUUUCAACAUCGAUGGCAAGUUGUUGAACGUUCCGGAAAGUCUCGGCUUUCACGGUAUACCUAUGCUUGAAACUGGUGAGUUUUUCUCGGAGAAGUCACAAAAACUGACCAGUUUCUGUUCGGAAAGUUUUCAUCGAGUAGUUUAAGAGAGCACUUGUUACGAAGUAAUUGAAAAUGACAUAGUUUAUUGUUUUAACUGAAAGGAGCAUUACAUAUUUUUUAAACAAA